Brassica rapa (field mustard) is the source of this 1074-nucleotide messenger RNA. RefSeq names its product peroxisomal membrane protein PMP22. Gene Ontology annotation, cellular component: membrane; cytoplasm. Lineage: Eukaryota; Viridiplantae; Streptophyta; Magnoliopsida; Brassicales; Brassicaceae. The record is from RefSeq and is a predicted model, not a curated record.
AACAAAACAGGCAAUCAGAUAACUACAUGACAACUUGUGGACCAACACAAGAAAUAUGAGAGAUGCACUUUCUUCAGGCACAGACAAAAAAGUAUUCCUGAUUUAGGUGUUUGUUUAUUUUUUUUGAUAUCCCAUAAGUGAAUCUCCACCUAACCCUUAAAUAUAUUUGUUUUUGUUUAAAUGAAGGCAACUAAAACAUGAUUAAUUUCUUGUAAUCAAAUCUGGAUCUCCUCCUAGUCUUCUUGUUCCUCAGCUCUUCCUAGCUAUCUUCUUCUACUUCUUUUUGACAUAAAAGAAUCAGGACAAUAAUCUUCGGGCCAUGUCUGAUUAUGCCAAAGACGCAUGGCGGAAGUAUCUGAUUCAGCUCCAAGCUCACCCUUUACGAACCAAGGCGAUCACAGCUGGGGUUUUGGCAGGUUGCAGUGAUGCCAUAGCUCAGAAGAUCGCUGGAGUUAAAAAGAUUCAGUUCCGUAGAUUGUUUCUUCUUAUGUUGUAUGGGUUAUGUUAUGGUGGGCCAUUUGCUCACUACUUCCACAAAUUGAUGGAUGCUCUUUUCAAAGGCAAGAAGGACAACACAACUGUAGCCAAAAAGGUUUUGCUGGAACAACUUACAUCCUCUCCUUGGAACAACUUUCUUUUCAUGUCUUACUAUGGUUUAGUAGUUGAAGGGAGGCCAUGGAAGCUAGUGAAGCAUAAAGUUGGGAAAGACUUCUCUACCAUACAGUUAACAGCCUGGAAGUUCUGGCCUAUUGUGGGAUGGAUUAAUUAUCAGUAUGUCCCUCUGCAAUUCCGCGUCUUGUUCGGCAGCUUCAUCGCCUCCUGCUGGAGCAUUUUCUUGAACCUGAAAGCGCGAUCUGCAGUGAUCAAGAACGCAUAGAAACCUUAAUCUGGAAGAACACAAGCAUGUAUGUUAUGUAUAUUCAAAUGCAAUUCCUCUUUUUUCCUUCCAAAAACAAUUCUCUAGCCCACAAAGUAUACAACAAGAGAAGAAGCCACUCGUUGAUUGCUUAAAGUAAAGACUCUGUUUUCUUUUAUUAAAUGUCAAGAGAAAAGAAUAACUAAAUAUGAUGUUAA